This is a messenger RNA of Rangifer tarandus platyrhynchus (Svalbard reindeer), 220 nucleotides long. The record is from the annotation of a GenBank genome assembly. NCBI's taxonomy places the organism in Eukaryota, Metazoa, Chordata, Mammalia, Artiodactyla, Cervidae.
AUGGAAGAGCUGGUGGAUGAAGGGCUGGUGAAAGCUAUUGGUGUCUCCAACUUCAACCAUCUCCAAGUGGAGAAGAUCUUAAACAAACCUGGCUUAAAAUACCAGCCGGCGGUUAACCAGAUCGAGUACCACUCAUACCUCACUCAGGAGAAGUUAACCCAGCACUGCAACUCCAAAGGCAUUGUGGUGAGCACCCCUUGGCUCUCCCGACAGGCCCGGG